This is a messenger RNA of Chara braunii, 3105 nucleotides long. The record is from the annotation of a GenBank genome assembly. NCBI's taxonomy places the organism in Eukaryota, Viridiplantae, Streptophyta, Charophyceae, Charales, Characeae.
ACGUUCAGGGUGGAGGGACUUGGCUUGUGAGUGGAGACCUGUUCGACUCCGGGACUGAAGCACGUUUUUUGUCUGAAAAGCAAAGGAUGUCAACGAGCCGAUUUCAACACGAGGAUGUUAAACUGCUGGGUGAUGUUACCUCUGUAUGUUCUUUGAAGCUUCACUGAUAGUUCGGACACGUUGCGAUGAAAGGGGUGGGGAUGGGAGUCGUGAGACUACCUGUCGUCUUCCCUCCGCCGAACACAAAGCAUGCUCGUUAUGGCUGCACCGGACCUGAAAGAUAGCUUGUAUACGGUUGGUAUCAGGGUGCGUUGUGUUCGGGGGAAGACGGCGACACUCGCCGCACACUCGAAUUGACAAAGUGUUAUGAUAAACCCAUAAUACUUUUCUGAUUUACGUUGAUGGACGUGGCUGUCCUUUGGAAGGAACGAUUUUUUUUAUUUUUUUUAUUUUUAUUUUUUUUUGGAACGAUAUUUUCACCGAGAUUGGUGAGUAGUAUCGGGUCUUUGAAUCGUCGUUCGUGGAUGAGAGGAAGACACAAUCAUCUGGAUGAAACUGCUUGAGCAGCAGUGCUUUCUGUAAUCGUUUAGUGACCAUUUCUUCAGCGGGUUAAACAAAAAAAAAAAAAAGAAGGGAAAGAAAAAAAGGAGGUGGUGGACACGUAGAGCGGAAGAGAAGCUGGGCCGUGUGGGAGCAUAAUCAGCAGAUGGCAGACGACGCAAGCUCUCAGGCGACGGCUUUGCUGCGCGAUAUCCUUCGUGUGUUAAUUGCCUCCUCAGUCGGUUCGGUAUCCCUGGGGCUGCGCGUGCUUCACGCCUCUGUCGUGGGCAGGAGGCCGGGACACGGAACAACAUCAAGGCCACGUACGACGAAUGUGGCGGGGACACAUGACCGGCUGGCCUCGAGAGCGGCCGGCUCCCCCGGCUGUGUUGUAUCUGAUGUGCUGACCUUUGAGUUCUGCAGGGGCACGGAGCGCGGGAAAGGCGGAGAGAAAUUGGCGGGAACCGUGUCGAAAAGGAGCCCUGGCGGGAAGAAGAAGGAUGCCUCCUCCUCGGGAGCGGCCUGCUCCCCCGGCUGUGUUGUAUCUGAUGUGCUGACCUGUGAGCGUUGCAGGGACAAGGAGCGCGGGAACAGCGGAGAGGAAUUGGCGGGAAACGUGUCGAAAAGAAGAAGCCAUGGCGGGAAGAAGCGUGAACUGCGCGCUUGCCCUGACGUGGCCGACAAAGAUCAUGCCACGUGUCAGGAAGAAGCCUUGUCUGGUGCCACCGUGGCUGCCGAAAAGAGCGGCGAUACGUCGCCAGAAUUCCAGCUGUACGAGGGGGUAGUGAGCCAUCAUCGGUCGUUGCCCGUUGGGCAUUCCUUCCGCUAUUCUGUGAGGUACGCGCUAAUCGAUUUGGACAAGCCUCCAGCUUGGUUUGUGCAGUCGUCUGCAGGUCAGCAUCUGACGGCCUGUCAAGCGCGAGAGAUAGCUGGGACGCAUGGGAGGGUCCACCUGCUCACUAGCCCCGUAAGUGUGGGCUAUGAACAGAAUCCCAUUAGCGUCUAUUACUGUUAUGACAAGAUUGGCCACGAUGAUGAUGAUGAUGAUGAUGAUGAUGAUGAUAAGGAUUAUGAUGUGAGGCGGAGAGAGAGGGAAGAGGAGGAAGAGUGUAAGAGAGGAGAGGGGAGGGAGAAUGCCUAUGGUGCUGGGGAUGAUGAUAAGGAUGACGGUGUGAGGCGGAGAGAGAGGGAAGAGGAGGAAAAUUUUAAGAGAGGAGGGAGGAGGGAGAAUGCCUGUGCUGCUGUUGUUGAUGCUGGGAAUGGUAAUAGUGAUGAUGAUGAUGAUUAUAAGGGUGAUGAUGUGAGAUGGAGAGAGAAGGAAGAGGAGGAAGAAGAUAGGAGAGGAGGAAGGAGGGAGAGUGACGAUGGUGCUGUUGUUGGUCCUGCUAAUGGUGAUGGUCAUGAUGAUGAUUAUAAGGGUGAUGAUGUGAGCUGGAAGGAGAGGGAAGAGGAGGAAGAAGAUAGGAGGAGAGGAGGAGGAAGAGGAGGAGGAAGAGGAGGAGGAGGGAGGGAGAAGGAAAUGGAUAGUGGAUUGGGGGGGCGAAGCAGCUAUGGAACACCAGAUUACACCAAGCAUGGUAGUAAAGCCCAUAAUAAGCUGGAGCCGCAGAUGUGUAUUGCGGAGGUGACCAACACCCCGUGGGGAGAGAGGGUGGUGUUCCCCUUUUGUCCGCGGGGGGACUCGCUGCCUAAGCCUCUCCACGUCAGCCCGUUCAUGGAUAUGGCGAGUAGCUGGGAGGUGAAGGCAAGUCCGCCGGAGAAGAGUCUGCAUGUCACGUUCAACGUCCGGCAUCCGGAGAAAGGACUCUACUUCAUAGCAGAUCUUCGCCUAAAAAGGGUACCAACAAGGGGGAGAGAAGCAGCGGGAGUAGGACGUAUCUGGACUGCUUUUCCCGAAUGGUUCCUUUGGCUUAUGCCCCACCGAGUUGCCGUAGGCAUUUAUUGGCAGGCCUUUCGUCUCUGGUUAAAGGGGGUUCCUUUCUUUCCGCACCCCAAGUACCAGCCAUCCCCGUCCGACCCCACGUUGGGAAAGACCCCCGCGCACAGAAAUACGGAGUACAGGACGGUGGUGUUGAAAAGAGAUGAGAGAGAGAGGCAGCAGGGAGGGACAGAGAGAACUGGGAGAGAGAGGUGGUGUGUACCACAUAGAACGCCGAAAGACGACGGCGGAGACGACAGAAUGCGGAAUGUCAGCGGGGCUUCCGCGGGCGGCAGGCGAACCGAUGGUGAACUGCUAGGUGGAAAUGCGAGUGUACGAGAUGGGGGGGAGAAUUGGGAGAAAGAGGUGGAGAUAAGCAAUGGCUCUACCCGUAGUAAUCAGGAGGGGAUUAGUUCAAGCACUACAGACCAAAGGACCGGAGUCUGUCCGUCGGGGGUGAUGAGGAGCAAUGAAGGAGGAGGAUGGGAAGUGGCCAGGACAGCGCACCAAGGACGUGUGCUUUACAUGUGGAGAGACGCACAGUCGGCUGAGUGGCUGUGAUCUGUUUAUAACCUUGUUUUUGUUUUUUGAAUUAAAAAAAAAAACUUCCUUCGUUGUGCAGCAGAUUAUAACAGAGGCUCGGCUUG